Molecule: messenger RNA, 1083 nt
Organism: Peronospora matthiolae
Lineage: Eukaryota; Oomycota; Peronosporomycetes; Peronosporales; Peronosporaceae
Source: the annotation of a GenBank genome assembly
AUGACCGACGUCGAGCUGCAGGCACCGCCCAGCGAUGGCGUCUCGUGCGUGCGCUUCAGCGCGCAGUCGCCGCUGCUGCUGGUGGCAUCGUGGGAUGCGACGCUUCGUUUGUAUGAAGGGGUUCGACUGCGCGCGAGCGUGGACAUGGACACGCCGGUGCUCAGCUGCUGCUACGGCCACAGCGACGCUGAGGCUUUUGCGGGUGGCUUGGACGGCGAUGUACGUCUAGUCGACGUCCAGACGCACCAGAAGACCACACUCGGGACACAUGAAGCUGCUGUGCGUCACGUGGGCUACUCGAACGAGCUCGGACUCGUCGUAAGCGGUAGUUGGGACGGCUCGAUCAAGAUCUUUGACGUGCGGAACGGCGCCAAGGCGGAGGUUCACCAGGCCGCCGUUGCUGGAAAAGUCUUUGGCUUGGACGUCCGCAGUCACUUGGUGGCGGUCGGGACGUCGGAGCGACGAGUGGCCGUGUACGACUUGCGGCAACUGGCGCGGCCAUUGAUGGAGAAAGAAAGUCCAUUAAAGUACCAGCUGCGCUGUGUCCGUGUGUUUCCCGACCUUGAGGGGUUUGCUGUUGCGUCAGUGGAAGGCCGAGUCGCGCUCGAGUACUUUGACGACGACGAGCGGACGACGACGGAGGAGCCGAGUCGGAAGAAACGCAGCUACGCGUUCAAGUGCCACCGCGGCAAAGUGGACGACCAGGCGCUUGUUUAUCCCGUUAAUGCGAUCGCGUUUCAUCCGACGUACGGUACGUUUGCCACUGGCGGAUGUGAUGGAAUCGUGAACCUCUGGGACGGCGCCAACAAGAAGCGCAUCACGCACUUGCGGCCGUACCCGACGAGCAUUGCAGCCAUGGACUUUAGUCACGAUGGAUCAGUACUAGCUGUUGCGGCCUCGUACACGUACGAGCAAGGCGAGAAAGACCACCCGAACGACGCUAUUUUCCUUCAUACGGUGCAGGAUUCGGAGAUAAGUUCACCGAUCUGCGUUGGGUGGCUGUACAAUAUGCUCGGGCCGUUUGUCGUGCCUUCUCAUUGCAUUUUGACGAAAUGUCGCUGCUUUUCAGGACGCUCCGUUUGA